Molecule: messenger RNA, 1078 nt
Organism: Sinocyclocheilus anshuiensis
Lineage: Eukaryota; Metazoa; Chordata; Actinopteri; Cypriniformes; Cyprinidae
Product: lipocalin-like
Exons: 6
Coding region: 75-626 (183 amino acids)
Molecular function (GO): small molecule binding
Source: RefSeq, a predicted model, not a curated record
CCUUUCGUCUUGUCUACACAGCCAACUUUGCCUUCUGAACUGCAUACAGAGAGAGAACCUACACUUCUGCAGCCAUGACGACUGUCGUUUUAAAGAUGCUGUGCAUUCUGCUCUGUGCAGUGUUCGCCUCUGCUGAUGUCAUGCCCAUGACUGACUUCGACAUGGAAAAGAUAGGAGGAAAGUGGUAUCUCAUUGGUUUUGCUACAAAUGCUAAAUGGUUUGUCAGUCACAAGGCUGACAUGACGAUGGGAACUGCCAUGAUGGUGCCUACCGAGGACGGAGACCUUGAUCUCAGUUACACUAAUCUGAAGAGUGAUGGUUCCUGUUGGAGAAUGACACACCUCGCCAAGAAAACUGAGACUCCAGGACGUUUUGUCUUCUACAGCCAGCGUUGGGGAAAUGAAAACGACAUGCGUGUGGUUGAUGCCAAAUUUGAUGAGUACGCUCUCAUUCACACUAUCAAGACCAAGGGAGGUGUUUCUGAGGUUCUCAACAAACUCUACAUUCGUUCCACAGUACUUUCUGAUGACUUGAAGGAGAAGUUCAGGCAGUUCUGUCUGGACACUGGCAUCCUUGAGGAAAACAUUGCCAUACUGCCAACAAAUGGAGAAUGCUCGGUUGCCUAAGUGUCUCGUCCAAAGUAAGACAACUUCAGCUGGUCUGAUCAUUUCACCUGAAAAACAGAUGUGAAUUAGCUGGCCUUCUGUCUGCUUGGUUUUUGUCGCUUUCAUUUUGUAUGGAAACAUCAGUUUUUCUUUUUGCCUUAAACACAGUUGUUGUGCUCACGAUGACAAACCAAUUUGUAACUACAGAGCAAGAAUGUCUUAAGCAGGGGGACAGAAUGGCAAAGUAUUACCUUACCAUCCAAAUGCAAUAUGCAUUUUAAUAAAUUGAACUCAGUUCUUGAUGUUUCUGUAUUGAUGUGUGAUUUUUUUUCUUCCUGUAAAUGUGUCAAACAUGUUUCAUAACCGAUAUGGCAUACCUGUAAACAAAUUUUUAUGAACAGUGCUUUCAUUUUUUUUUGUCUUUGGUGGUUUUGUUUACUGCUGUUAGAUUAAAUUGGUUUACAAAUGACAAA